GCUUGAGCUUUGGCAUCAUCUAGGUACCAUUAUCCUGAGGACAAUCCUACCUCGGUACAUUACCUAUAUGCGUUUAAUCACGCGUUGCUAACCUUAUGUUAUGGAUAUUAUCAGCUUUACUUCUAUACUCAAGUAGAGAAUCUGUUGCCAAUUAGCUGCUCUAUUUACCGCCUGAUCUUUUCUUGCUCUUUCUCUUCUCAGCUUACCCUACUCGGAACUUGUUAUGGGUAUAUGUAUAUCUACUAUAUCUACUCCCCAUAUACCCUUUGCUUAUGGUAAGAGUUCUGUGCAGAAGUCGACGCAAUGACCCAGGCUCUCGACGAACUUGCACCUGUUUUGUUCCUCGACGGAGGGUUAGGCACAUCACUUGAGGACAAGUACGGUGUCAAGUUUGAUGAAAACACCCCGUUAUGGUCGUCUCACCUUCUCAUUGACGAUCCCGAGACUCUCCGUGCGUGCCAAGCAGAUUUCGGCAGUAUUCCUGUCGAUAUAUUGCUCACGGCAACAUAUCAAGUAUCCAUCGAGGCCUUCUCACGAACCAAGACUGCUAGCUAUCCACAAGGCAUCCCCCGUGAUAAAAUUGUUCCUUUUCUAAAUCUUGCCGUUUCCAUUGCGGAGGAAGUUAAAGCGCCCAACGCCCAACUUUCUCUAAGCAUUGGGCCGUACGGAGCAACCAUGGUCCCAAGUCAAGAAUACAGUGGUGAAUAUGAUGCAGAACACGAUUCGAUAGACAAGCUUCUCGAUUGGCAUCGGGACCGCUUGUAUUUAUUCGACCGGAUCGAUCAUCUUACAUCCCGCAUUGGAUUUAUUGCAUUCGAAACUGUUCCUAGACUGGACGAGAUUAAGGCCAUCAGAAGGCUCUUCAAGAGCGCGCCGUCUGAUGUAAAUGAAUCCUCCCUUUUUUGCGGGGAUGUCUCGUUUUGGAUAUCUUGUGUCUUUCCCGGCGAAGGCUAUACUCUCCCCGACGGCAGUUCCGUUGAUCAAGUGGUCGAUGCUCUCUUGAACCCUGACUAUUCGGGUAUUGCCCCAUGGGGAAUUGGCAUCAACUGCACAAAGAUAGCGAAAGUCGCUGAGCUAGUUCGGCUGUACGAAAAUGCCGUUUCCAAGUUGGCAAGUGCUGGUAAAAUCAAGACCCGACCCAGCCUAAUUCUUUAUCCUGACGGAACCAACGGUGAAGUGUACGACACCACAACCAAGACUUGGCGUGCACCAAGUAGUCAGCCACUCCUUACUUCCUCAUGGGAACACCAAGUUGCUGACGUGGUCAUUCACGCUCGAAGUCAGCAGUGCUGGAAAUCCAUCGUGGUUGGCGGUUGUUGCAAGGCAAACCACAGUAACAUCAGGAGGCUUCGUUCCAUUAUUCGUGAUACAUGAUUAAUAUCAGUGAGGCCACUCACUAUCGAAGACCCUCGCCCGCCAUUUGGGCCAGGUUUCGCCGCGUACAUUGUGUUUAAGUUAAAUCAAGGUCCUUAACGAAUAGGUACUAUAAACAUCGGGAUCGCCUAUUUUCCACUCAAGGAAAAAGGAACAAAGCCGAUAGGGAAACUCAAUACAAUUUUGUGGCAACGGCUAUCCUCCCUUGACAUAUAUUAAAUAGUAUAUUAUUCGUAGUGUACGAACGAAAACGUCCCUGUGUGGAGUAUAGGUGAGACCAUCAAGACAGAUGCAGGCUCUUGUGCCAACGUUGUUUUCUUUUUUUCUUUUCGACGAACCGAUAUGAUACCUGAUCGCCACUAUCCAUAAUAGGAACUAGAAUCGCGAUCAAUACAUUCAACGUGGUUGCGUGGUGCUCAGCCAGGUAGGUACCUAACCCAAGGUAACUUGUGAAACAGCAUGUUUUCAGUAUCUCUUCUUUUUUUUUUUUUUUGUU
This is a messenger RNA of Daldinia caldariorum, 1870 nucleotides long. RefSeq names its product Homocysteine S-methyltransferase. Bases 304 to 1374 code for a protein of 356 amino acids. The record is from RefSeq and is a predicted model, not a curated record. NCBI's taxonomy places the organism in Eukaryota, Fungi, Ascomycota, Sordariomycetes, Xylariales, Hypoxylaceae. The transcript is spliced from 2 exons. Gene Ontology annotation, biological process: S-methylmethionine cycle. Gene Ontology annotation, molecular function: S-adenosylmethionine-homocysteine S-methyltransferase activity.